Messenger RNA from Zasmidium cellare ATCC 36951, 444 nucleotides. RefSeq lists its product as uncharacterized. The transcript is spliced from 4 exons. The record is from RefSeq and is a predicted model, not a curated record. Gene Ontology annotation, cellular component: nucleus; cytoplasm. Gene Ontology annotation, biological process: phosphorylation; phosphorelay signal transduction system. Bases 1 to 444 code for a protein of 147 amino acids. Gene Ontology annotation, molecular function: protein histidine kinase binding; histidine phosphotransfer kinase activity. Lineage: Eukaryota; Fungi; Ascomycota; Dothideomycetes; Mycosphaerellales; Mycosphaerellaceae.
AUGGCGGCUUCAGGAAAGACGGAUGCCACAGGCCUCGACCUUCCUGCAGAUGACCUCGAUAUCACUACUUUCGAGCAGAUCCUCGAGAUGGACGAUGAUGAAGAGGAACGUGACUUCAGCAAAUCGAUCGUCUACGACUUCUUCACGCAAGCCGAUGGCACUUUCCAAAAAAUGAAGUCCAACCUGGAGAAGAAGGACCUAGGACAGCUCUCCAGCCUCGGACACUUCCUCAAAGGCUCCUCGGCGACGCUCGGACUCUCAAAGGUGAAGGACUCCUGCGAGAAGAUUCAGCACCUCGGAGCGAAGAAGGACGAGACCGGCACCCAUGAUGAGACUGACGAGGACCUCAUCCUGAAGAAGCUGGACACGGUCAUCAAGCAAGCCGAGAGCGAGUUCAAAGUCUGCGAGAAAGCUCUACGGAAGUUCUACGAACAACAAUCGUGA